Molecule: messenger RNA, 4072 nt
Organism: Lactuca sativa (garden lettuce)
Lineage: Eukaryota; Viridiplantae; Streptophyta; Magnoliopsida; Asterales; Asteraceae
Source: RefSeq, a predicted model, not a curated record
CUUCCUUCUGAUUAUCUUUGCUCCCUCGUUGACCGAUCUACAGAAUUGAGAGAGAAGUGUCAAAUUGUGGAGAAAGGUAUCAACCUACUCAAAAUCUCAAAUCGAUCCAAUUAACUUGAAAGCAUAAAUUAGAUUUCCUAUGAAAGUUGAAGUAUAAGCUUGCCAAGUUAAGUCGAUUGCAACGAAAAAGCUUAGAAAGGGAGCCUGCUAGAGUUUGCUGUUGCUGCGAAUUUUAGGUUGCAACGGAGACUCGCAUCUCCCUAUAUAUUUUAUUUCAUUAGGUGCUAAAACCACAUACAUUCUAUCUCAACAAAUCAACAUGUCGAUGGCAUCUUCAUCAUCUUCUCCUUCCGAUGUGACCUUUUCUUCUGAGGUGUGGAAGUAUCAUGUUUUUCUUAGUUUUAGAGGAGAAGAUACCCGUAAGACUUUUGUUGAUCAUCUCUACACAGCUCUUGAAGAACAAGGGAUCUACACUUACAAGGACGAUGAAACACUUCCUCGGGGUGAAUCAAUCGGCCCAUCCCUUGAGAAGGCUAUUGAAGAAUCACAAAUUGCUGUCAUCAUAUUCUCUAAAAACUAUGCAGAUUCUUCAUGGUGCUUAGAUGAACUUGUACAUAUAAUGAAAUGCAAGGAUGCGAGAAACCAAAUUGUGAUGCCCGUAUUUUACAAUGUUGAUCCAGCAGAAGUUCGAAAACAAAAACGAAAAUACAGAGAAGCAUUCGCCAAACAUGCGUUGGAGAACAACAAGAAGGUUGAAUCUUGGAAAAAAGCACUUGUGGAUGCAAGUAACAUUUCUGGAUGGGAACCAGAGCAUAUUGCGAACGGGCAUGAGUCCAAAUGCAUCAAAACAAUUGUUGACACAAUUUCACGUAGGUUGCAUCCCAUAACUUCAAGUGUGGAUGACAACCUGGUUGGAGUAGAGGCCCGCAUGCAACGAUUGAUAUCACAAAUUGGUUUUGGUGGUAAGAGAAUGAUUGGAAUAUGGGGGGUUGGGGGUGGCGGUAAGACUACACUUGCCUCUUCAAUCUAUGAUGAAAUCUCUAGCAUGUUUGAUGGUUGUUGCUUUCUAAAAAAUAUCCGGGAGGAAUCAAGUAAUAAAGACGGUUUGGAAAAUCUGCAAGCAGAAAUUCUUUCUGGGGUUUUGAAACAAGAGAAACUAGAGGUAAGGAGAGUUGAAGAAGGAAGGUGCAUGUUAAAGGAUAGGUUACAAUAUAGAAAAGUCUUGAUUGUUCUUGAUGAUGUUGACAACCUUGACCAACUAGAAGAGUUAGCUGGAUCACGUGAUUGGUUCGGUGAAGGAAGCCGAAUCAUAAUCACAACUAGAGAUGAGCAUGUAUUAACCGGAGACAAAGUAGAUGUGAUACACAAUAUUAACUUGUUAAACAAUGAUGAGGCGAUGAAGCUCUUUUACAAGCAUGCACCCCGGGGUCACAGGCGUAUAGAAGAUUAUGAGAGGCUUUCAAAAGAUGUGGUUUCUUAUUCUGGCGGGCUCCCAUUAGCACUUAGAGUUCUGGGUCGUUUUCUAUGUGAUAAAGAGAUGAAUGAGUGGAGGAGUGCCUUGGCUAGAUUGAAAGAAAUUCCAGAUGCUAAUAUUUUGGAAAAGCUAAAAAUCAGCUUUGAUGGACUUACGCCCCUGGAGAGAGAGUUGUUCCUAGACAUUGCAUGUUUCUUCAGGCGGCGGUUAAAAGAUGAAGAGAGUCUGAUGAUACUUGAUGUUUGUGGUUAUCAUCCUGUUAUAGGCAUAAAGGUGUUGGUCCAAAAGGCUCUCAUAGUUAUUUCAGAAGAUGGAAGGUUUGAUAUGCAUGAUUUGGUACAAGAAAUGGCACAUUACAUUGUUAGAAGGAAACACCCCAAGAAUCCUGAAAAACAUAGUAGAGUUUGGAAGAAGGAAGACAUUCUAAAAAUAUGUGCUAUGGAUGUAAUGACGAACCUUGACAAGAUUGAGGCUAUAUAUGGUCGGUGGUGUAGGAGUGACGAAUCACAACGUGUUCUCCAGGUCGCUACAAACAUGAAGAAACUUCGGUGGAUUUAUUUGGCUAAUAGAAUGACACGUGUAAUGGAUGAAAGAAAAGUUAAUGGGGGUACACUUCCAUUAAUCAUAGUGCCAGAACAUUUUCCACCAAGGGAGCUUUGUUGUCUAACAUUCAACUGGCUCAAUGCAAAACAACUUUGGGAGGGUAACAAGUCGUUCACUUUGUGCCAGCUGGAAGCUUGGUUAGCUGAGUAUAAGGUUAGGAGAGGUGCCACGCGCACUGUUGAGGUGGAGGAAAUUGAUGAUAAUGAUGACAGUUGUGGGCUUUGUGGUGAUGGUGGUGAGUUGAUUUGCUGUGAUAAUUGCCCCUCAACUUCUCAUCUAACAUGCUUAUGUGUACAGGAGCUACCUGAAGGCAAUGCUCUUGUUGGAUUUGUGGGAAUGUGGUCAAUGUCUCAAUGAUAACGAGCCUUCAAGUUUGGAUGGCCUGAAAUGUUUGCAAUGCGAACAUAAAUACCAUGAGGAAUGUCAUGGAGAAACCGGAAUAGAAAGAGACUUGACGUGGUUCUGUGGGGAAAGCUGAAAGGAGGUUUAUUUCGGGCUUCAUUCCCGGAUUGGAAUUAUGAAUUCCAUUUCCGAUGGUUUCUCGUGGACCAUUCUGAAAUGCAUACAUGGCGACCAAAAGAUUCAUUCCGGAUUGGUUGCUUUGAAAGCUGAAUGCAAGUUGAAACUGGCAGAUGCACUUACAAUUAUGGAGGAGUGUUUUCUUCCCAUGGUGGAUCCAAGAACAGACAUUGAUAUGAUCCCACAUGUUUUAUACAAUUGGGGAUCAGAAUUUGCACGUCUGAACUAUGAGGGGUUCUAUACAGUGAUCUUGGAGAAAAAUGACAUAAUACUUUGUGUAGCAUCAUUAAGGUAUACAAAUUGGUGAUAUUUUCUAGCAUUGAAUAGUAAAUGGCCAUUUUGCCCUUUGACCUUUUUAACCCUAUGUUUGAAAUUUGUGUUCAUGAUUCAUGGGGUAAAUGUUGCGGAGAUGCCUUUAAUUGCAACAUGCAGCAAAUAUCGGUGUCAGGGAAUGUGUAGGCGUCUCAUGAAUGCUAUUGAAGAGAUGCUCAAGUCAUUCAAGGUUGAGAAGCUGGUGGUAUCUGCGAUCCCCAGUGUGGUUGACAUGUGGAGGGAUGGAUUUGGAUUCACAGCCUUGGAAUCCCAUGAAAAAAAAGAGCCUCACAAAAAAUAGUUCUUUUCCUACAGUGGCUAUAACCUUGUAGAAUUGUCAGAGCUGCCUCAAAGUAUAGCUAUUGUUAUAGCGGAUUAUUGUGACUCACUUGAAAGCUUUGGAGAUAUUUCAAACUGUAAAUGGUUAUGGAAAGUCUCACUGCUGGGGAGAAACAAAUUUAUUGGCGACAUAUUGCGGGGGGAGAACAAACUUGGUGGUGACAUAUUACUAGACUCCAUGCUCCAGGGAAACGCUAAAGAUCACUUUAUAAGUUUCAACCUUUCACACUCUGAUAUCUGGAGGGGGUUUGUACCUUGGCUCAACUGGGAGAAGAAGUUUACAAUGCAGCUUCCACAUGAUUGGUACGAUUACUUUUGUGGGAUUUUGAUGUUCGUUAAAUCCGAAGAGCACGAUGUGCGUGUUAAUAUAACUAUCAAGCAAGGCAUAGACGAAGAUUUUCAUUCUUUAUUUGGUCAGGAGUCAAAUGAAACAGACAUUUCUUUUUAUGGGGCGGUAUGUGUAGGAUAUGUCUCUUUUAGUUCAUUGAAAAAGACCGAAUGCUUGAAUUCAACAUACAAUAUGCUUUCCUUUUCUGUACACUGUAAGGAUAAGGAGGAUGAGUGUAGGUUUAGAGCUGUACUCAUUCCUAGGAAAAAUAAAGAUGAUCUGAUGCAAACAACAGAUACCUCAGAAUUUUGGGACGAUGGAAAGACAUUUAGGGUCCAACAUGAUUCAGAGUCCUCUAUCAAGAUUUUAUGGACACCUCACAACAACAUGCAUUUUGGUAUGAACUUGUUUGAUCCCGACAUAUAUCCAAGAGUCCCUCAAAUCCUUGGUGAUUUUCUUUAUUGAUCACUGUUGUUGAUUCUUUUAAAAAAAGAUUA